Molecule: messenger RNA, 2044 nt
Organism: Cicer arietinum (chickpea)
Lineage: Eukaryota; Viridiplantae; Streptophyta; Magnoliopsida; Fabales; Fabaceae
Molecular function (GO): DNA binding
Source: RefSeq, a predicted model, not a curated record
GAAGUAUUAGAAUUUAGAGGAACAACAGCAGCUACAAUUUUCAAAUUUUGAAAACAAGUAAAAUAAAUCUGAAUGACAAAAAUAAUACCAAAAAAACAACAGAGAAAUUACCCCUCAUAUACUCUAUCAGUGAAAGAAUUACCCAUUUUGGGUAUGUUGCAGAUGAAACCUUUGGUCUCUUUACUCCUUUUUUUCCCCUUUGGUAUUUAGCUAUACAACCCCGCAGCUUUAUAGCCAUCUCCUGCUGUAAGGGUUUUUCUACUCUCAUUAUAAGACAGACUGUAAUUUGUCCCAUUACCCCAUAUGCCCUCAGGCCUCAACAACUAUUGUAACAACAUUAAAAACAAUAAUAAUGUGACAGAGCGAGAUUAUUUACUAUAGUCUUAUACUCAAAAAGUGCAUCCGUAGACAUUGCAGUGAGGAUUGUACACUCAUACUCAAGAAUACACACAAACAAACCUCUCAAAUUCUGUGUAUUCAAGAACACAUCCAUGCCGCCAAAGAAAAGAGGGAGACCAUCUCUCCAUUUUUCUGUACUCAAGAACACAGCCAUAGCGCCAAAGAAGAGGGGGAGACCACCUCUCAAUUUCUCUGUACUCAAGCACACAACCAUGUCGCCUAAGAAGAGAGGGAGACCAAAGCUAAAAAGGAAGCACUUGGAUGAGGUUGAGAGUAUUUCCCAUUCUGAUUCAACCACCAACCUUAACAACCAGUCAGAGUCUUGGCAACGCCCUCUCUCUGCCAGAAAGCAGAUAAUUCCAACUUCCACCCGCUCUUUGAGAUCAGCUACAAGGCUUAUUGAUAAUGGAAUAACAUCUUUGCCAAGAUGUUCACAGCCUCAAAUAUCAAAUUCAAGAGUACAUUCUUCUGCCACUGAUGACAUCAAACAACUUGAUGUUUCAGCCAACACUGUCAAUUCUGCAUAUCAAGUUCCAAAAGGUUCUCUAGUAGAAUCCCCUUCAAGAAACCUAGUACAUGCUGCUCAUUCUCUCACAUUGGAACCAGAAAUGGGACAUAAAGAGGCUGAAAAUAUUGAAAAUUCAACAAUGAGCAUACAAGAGAUGAUGGAAGAAAUAGGUGAGGCUGGAAAGUCAUUGUCCAAUCAUUCAAAUCAAAUGGACGGACAUAUUACAUUUGAAGCAAAAAGUUUCCCUCUUGAACAUGAGCCUUUAGUAGGAGAAAUUCAAGCCUCAACUAAGUUUGAGGAAAUAACAAAUAAGUAUGGUAGGAAGUCUAUUUCAAUGGUUGCCAUGGCAGCAGAUGAAGAUGGUGAUGAGGUUGAGGUUGAUUCUGAUACACAAAGCCAGCCUAAGGACACAAUUAAUGGAUACCAAGUGAAGCCAGAAUUCGUGCCUAUAUUAAGAAAAAUUAUCAGCAAGCAUGGAGAUAUUGCUAAGAAUUGCACGGAAGUGUCAGUGAAAUAUCGUUCAAUGUUGUUGGAGAUUAUUUGUGUUAUUAUAUCAGAGUUGGAUAAAAAGGAUGUUACCAAAGUCAAAGAAAAUGUCCUAAGAAGCAAGAUUGGUCUUGUUAAUGGAAUAAAAUCUAUGGAAAUGGAGGUUGAGUGGCUUCACAUGAGACUAGUUGAGAUACUUGAGGCAAGGAAGAUUCUUGAGUUGUUUGACACACUGAAAGAUAAAAAAGACAACAAUAGGAAGCUAAUUGAAAUGGCUGAGAAUACAUUGGAAGAAUGUGAAGCAGAGAAGAAGGAAGUGUUGGAGAUGCGCAGCGCAAUAUGUGAAAGAGAGAAAGCCAUAUGUGGUAGAGAGACUGUUUGCAAAGAGAAAUUGGUGAAAUUGAAGGAUGAGUCUACCAAGAUAUCUCAAACAGUCAAAUACGCCAAAUCUAAAGUCAGACGCUUUCUUAAUUGCUCACUGCUGGAUGGUUUGAUUUAGUAUUGCAAUUUCAUUUUCCUUUUUCUGCUUUUUUCAUGAUACUGGUUUUAGGAUUGCUUAUUUCGUUUAUAACUAUUUUGUUUCACAAUUACACAUGGAAUUUGGUUGCAAGUGUCGGAUUAUAUUCAUGUAUAGAUAUUUGAAUUUCCAUC